AAGAAAACAAAGGAAGCCAGCUCCCUUCCUCCUAAAACCUCACUCCUCCGCGGCUGCGCCACCGCCGCCGCCGCCGCCGCCAAUGGAGGGCUUCCACAACCUCCUCGCCCGCCCCAACUCCGCUCCAUUCGCAUUCUCCCUCCCGCGCCCGCGCCGCAGGUCGCCGCCCGACCCCUUCGCCUGCCGCGCCGCGAGCCGCUGGGCCGACCGCCUCUUCGCCGACUUCCACCUCCUCCCCACCGCCGCCGCGCCCUCCGACCUGCCGGCCGCGGGGCCCUCCGCCUCCCUCUUCGUCCCGCUCUUCCCCGACGCCGCCGAACGUUCCCUCCCGCUCCAGGUCGACUUCUACAAGGUUCUAGGUGCAGAGCCACAUUUCCUUGGCGACGGCAUCAGGAGGGCAUUUGAGGCACGGAUAGCCAAACCACCACUGUAUGGCUACAGCACAGAUGCUCUUGUUGGCCGUCGACAAAUGCUGCAGAUUGCCCAUGACACUCUCAUGAACCAGAACUCCCGCACUCAGUAUGAUCGUGCGCUUUCUGAGAACCGUCAAGAAACUCUCACCAUGGAUGUUGCUUGGGACAAGGUUCCAGGUGUGUUAUGUGCUCUUCAGGAGGCUGGGGAGGCACUUGCUGUGCUUGCAACAGGAGAACAGUUGCUGCUGGAUAGGCCACCCAAGCACUUCAAGCAGGACGUGGUGCUAGCGAUGGCUCUGGCUUAUGUGGAUUUAUCCAGGGAUGCAAUGGCUUCAAACCCUCCAGAUGUAAUUAGCUGCUGCGAGGUUCUUGAGAGGGCUCUCAAGCUCUUGGAGGAGGAUGGAGCAAGCAAUCUCGCACCUGAGCUGCUUUCACAGAUUGAUGAAACUCUCGAGGAGAUAACACCUCGUUGCGUAUUGGAGCUUCUUUCCCUUCCUAUUGACGAAGAGCAUCAUAAGAAGCGCCAAGAAGGGAUUCAAGGUGCAAAAAAUAUUUUGUGGAACGUUGGGAGAGGAGGUAUUGCUACCGUUGGAGGAGGAUUUUCUCGUGAAGCCUUCAUGAACGAGGCUUUUUUGCGGAUGACAUCAGCUGAGCAGAUGGAUUUCUUUUCAAAAACACCGAAUAGCAUACCUCCUGAAUGGUUUGAAAUUUAUAAUGUAGCACUUGCACAUGUUGCUCAAGCAAUUAUAAGUAAAAGGCCGCAAUUCAUUAUGAUGGCAGAUGACCUUUUUGAACAACUCCAGAAGUUCAACAUAGGUUCUCAGUAUGCUUAUGAUAAUGAGAUGGACCUUGCACUGGAAAGGGCACUCUGCUCAUUGCUAGUUGGAGAUAUUAGCAAGUGCAGAAUGUGGCUUGGAAUUGAUAAUGAGUCUUCACCAUACAGAGACCCCAAAAUUCUAGAGUUCAUUGUGACCAACGCUAGCAUCGACGAAGAGAAUGAUCUUCUUCCAGGGCUGUGCAAGCUUUUGGAGACUUGGCUUGUCCUAGAGGUUUUCCCUAGGAGCAGAGAUACUCGGGGUAUGCAGUUUAGUCUUGGAGACUACUAUGAUGAUCUAAAAGUUUUGAGCUACCUAGAAAGGAUGGAGGGUGGUGGCGCUUCUCAUUUGGCUGCCGCUGCUGCUAUAGCAAAACUUGGUGCUCAAGCUACCGCUGCACUUGGUACCGUGAAAUCAAAUGCUAUCCAAGCAUUCAACAAGGUUUUUCCAUUGAUAGAACAGUUAGACAAGUCAGCCAUGGAAAAUCCUAAAGAUGGGCCUGAGGGAUCUCUUCAAAAUUUUGACCAGGAAAAUGCCCUUGGACCUGUCACUCAUGAUUCGAGAAAUGCUGCCUUGAAGAUUCUCUCUGCUGGCGCACUGUUUGCACUGUUUGUAGUAAUUGGGGCCAAAUACUUACCUCGUAAGAGGCCCCUUCCUGCUAUUAAGAGCGAGUAUGGAUCUGUGGCAGCUGCUAAUAGUGUCGACUCUAUUGAUGAUCCUGCACUAGAUGAAGAUCCAGUUCAUAUUCCUAGAAUGGAUGUGAAGUUAGCACAAGAUAUUGUUCGCAAGUGGCAGAGUAUCAAAUCUAAGGCCUUGGGACCAGAACAUUCAGUUGCAUCCUUGCAAGAGGUUCUUGAUGGCAACAUGCUAAAGGUAUGGGCCGGCCGAGCAGCGGAGAUCGAGCGCCAUGGGUGGUUCUGGGAGUAUACCCUAUCUGAUGUGACGAUUGACAGCAUCACGGUCUCACUGGAUGGUCGACGUGCGACUGUGGAAGCUACGAUUGAGGAGGCAGGCCAACUUACUGAUGUUACUGAACCAGAAAACAAUGAUUCCUAUGACACAAAAUACACUACCCGGUAUGAGAUGGCCUUCUCCAAGUUAGGAGGUUGGAAGAUAACGGAAGGAGCAGUCCUCAGAUCAUAAUAGAACAGUGUGUAGCAGGUUAGAUUCCUUUCAGAUUGAUCAUGUAAAUAAACAGUGUAGAUGUGUUCAUUCUUUCUGAGAGUUUGGUUAGAUGAGUGCUGAGAUGCCUGAGAUCCUCCAGUGUUCUUCAUUUUCGCAAAGAAUGUAAGGGUGUGUUUAGCUGUACAACUAUAUUACUGCUAGUUCAUAACUAUUGGAGAUAAAGAUAUGAGGAAACCUCUGCAGAUAUGA
Messenger RNA from Oryza brachyantha (malo sina), 2602 nucleotides. RefSeq names its product protein ACCUMULATION AND REPLICATION OF CHLOROPLASTS 6, chloroplastic. The record is from RefSeq and is a predicted model, not a curated record. Gene Ontology annotation, cellular component: chloroplast inner membrane. NCBI's taxonomy places the organism in Eukaryota, Viridiplantae, Streptophyta, Magnoliopsida, Poales, Poaceae. The transcript has 7 exons. Gene Ontology annotation, biological process: chloroplast fission. The coding region runs from base 83 to 2371 and encodes 762 amino acids.